Messenger RNA from Dibothriocephalus latus, 288 nucleotides. The record is from the annotation of a GenBank genome assembly. NCBI's taxonomy places the organism in Eukaryota, Metazoa, Platyhelminthes, Cestoda, Diphyllobothriidea, Diphyllobothriidae.
CGCAUUUCGGAUAGCCUGGCGUCCCCUGUCUUUGUGCCCCUGCGCCACCUCUGUGAGAUGAGCUCGUCCGAUCCGAAACGAGAACUCCUCCUCCUUCUGCUUACUGAAAUGCAGGCCCGACAGCCGCGUGUCGGCUAUCACUUGCUCUACUUCCUUACUGUCAGCAAGGUCAAUGAUGAAAAGAUGACUGCCUAUCGGGAUUUUUGUGCCAGCCAGGAGAAGCCGAAUCUCCUGGCCUCUCUUCAUCGAGACAUGGAGGUAUGUUUUGACUUAAUCGUGGUGGUUUAA